Molecule: messenger RNA, 985 nt
Organism: Mobula hypostoma (lesser devil ray)
Lineage: Eukaryota; Metazoa; Chordata; Chondrichthyes; Myliobatiformes; Myliobatidae
Exons: 6
Coding region: 19-810 (263 amino acids)
Biological process (GO): fatty acid alpha-oxidation
Molecular function (GO): phytanoyl-CoA dioxygenase activity
Source: RefSeq, a predicted model, not a curated record
AUAAAACAAGUUGUCAACAUGGAAAGCAAGGCAACUAACUUGAAGAAUGCCUAUGAAACCAACGGUUAUAUUACAGGAAUCCAGGUCCUGAACAAAAAUGAAUUGGCACAGGCUCUUCAGAACUACUCAGCUCUUGAGGAGAAAUUUGGUAAACUGCACACCCAAUACAACCUUCAUAAUAUACAUUUAGAGCACCCAUGGGUGAUGGAUUUAGCUACACAUCCUCAGGUGCUACAAACCAUCACUGCAGCCUUGGGUGAUAACAUCAUUCUUCUCGACUCUCGGUUUAUCUGUAAGUAUCCAGCCUCGGAUGUCCCUCACAAAAACAACAUUGCUCCAUUUGUUGCCUGGCAUCAGGACAUCAGGUACUGGGGGUUUGAAGGAGGUUCUGUGGCAUCUGUAUGGUUGGCCCUUGAUGAUGUUGACCAAGAAAAUGGAGUCCUACAAGUUAUUCCAGGAAGCCACAAGCAAGGAUUACUGGAACAUAAAACAAGUGCAGCUGCUGGGAAUAUGUUAACAUCCAAUCAGGAAAUUCCUGAGCACUUGAUUGAAAAAGAGAAAGCUGUUCAAUGUCCUCUGAGAGCAGGAGAAAUGUCGGUUCAUGAUGGUUUGACUGUUCACUUCAGUGAACCCAACUUUUCAAACAGACGCAGAUGUGGCUUUGUGAUCCGUUAUGUCCCAACCAAGGCUUAUCCUGUUGACGAUCCAGACAGACCUCGUACUUUCCCUGCCACAGUACUAGUUGCAGGAGAAGACAAAUACCAACACUUUAAAAACCAUGCACCAAGUACUUUUACCAAAACAUUUUGAAAAUGUUACAGGAUUAUCAAGUGAUUACUGUUUAAAACUUUUAACUACACAAACAUUUACUGUAUAUCUAUCUGUUGCUCUGAUUAUUAAUGAAGUUUUGUUCUUUAUGUAAAAAUAUGUGGUUUUCUGCAAAGUAUACACCUGUAUAGAAUUGGUUAAUAAAAAUACUUUUGGA